Messenger RNA from Hibiscus syriacus, 1959 nucleotides. RefSeq names its product trihelix transcription factor PTL-like. The transcript has 2 exons. Bases 67 to 1695 code for a protein of 542 amino acids. The record is from RefSeq and is a predicted model, not a curated record. Lineage: Eukaryota; Viridiplantae; Streptophyta; Magnoliopsida; Malvales; Malvaceae.
CCUCCACCCCUUCCAUACUCUUUAUCUUUCUCUCCCUUUUGUAGAAUCGAUUCUCUUCUCUUCCAUAUGGAGAUGGAGAAUCACCAUCCAUAUUGCAUGCCUGAUCUUAGGCAACUGCUCAACGGGAGGCCAAGUCAUUUCCAAACAGUUGCACAUGAUCCUGAGUUAUUCUCCUCCGGCAACCGGAAUCUUCCGCCCCCACAGCCUCCCCAUCACCACCACCACCAGCAGUUUGAUAUGAUGCAAAUGGUGGGUAGGCAAGUUGGUCAUGAAUUGAUGCCUAGUGGAAUUCAUUACGACUUCCAGUCCGAUGCUACUCCUAAUAAUUGUACCCCCACAGCUGCUGUGGCUGUCAAUGGUGGUUCCACUCCUAGUGCUAGUUGUGGGUUCGAUGGUGAAGCUAUUCCCUUUGGAGGUGACGGGGGAACUGGAAGAUGGCCUCGUCAAGAGACUUUAACACUUCUCGAGAUCAGAUCUCGACUUGAUCCUAAGUUCAAAGAAGCAAAUCAAAAGGGUCCUUUGUGGGAUGAAGUUUCCAGGAUCAUGUGUGAGGAUCAUGGGUACCAAAGGAGUGGGAAAAAAUGUAGGGAGAAAUUUGAGAACUUGUAUAAAUAUUACAAGAAGACUAAGGAGGGGAAAGCCGGAAGACAAGAUGGUAAGCAUUAUAGAUUCUUUAGACAGCUUGAAGCUUUAUAUGGAGAAACCAGCAACUCAAUUUCAGGCCAAGAAACUCAGUUUGUUGGCAAUAAUUUUCUGUUCCACGCCACUCAAAACUGCAAUAUUACUCAUGCAAAUCAAGAUGUCCAUCACUCACAAAAGCUUUGCGAUAGUCUAAGCCUCUCAAAUUCCUUUGAAUUCGAUCCUUCUUCCUCAGAUGACAAUGGUUUAAGCCCGGAAGCUGCAAUGGAGAAUGGUACUUAUUCUAGGAAAAAGAAAAGCGGUGGUAGUAGGUGUUGCAAAGCAAAGAUAAAAGAGUUCAUUGACUCACAAAUGAGGAAGCUAAUAGAGAGUCAGGAGGCAUGGCUUGAGAAGCUGACAAUGACUCUGGAAGAAAAAGAGAAAGAAAGGGUUUUAAGGGAGGAACACUGGAGGAGAGAAGAGGCUGCCAGGAUUGAUAGAGAGCACAAGUUUUGGGCUAAAGAAAGAGCUUGGAUUGAAGCCAGAGAUUCUGCUUUAAUGGAGGCCUUGCAGAACUUUACUGGGAAACAAUUGAAGGGUGUUACAUCACCUGAGAUGGUAAUGGCUAGUGAAAUGGAAAACCAAUGUGAAACGUUAAAGGACACCGUUAAGGUAGAUGGAUGGCAAGAAACUGAGAUUUCUAGGCUAAUACAACUGAGAACCACCAUGGAAGGGUGCUCUGAGGAGAUUCUAUGGGAGGAAAUUGCAGCUAAGAUGGUAUGUUUAGGCUUUGAAAAGAGUGCUUUAAUGUGCAAAGAAAAAUGGGAUAGUAUCGGUGGUUACUUGAUGAAAACUAAUAAAAAACGAAAGGAGAACCCAAGAGAUCACUGUGGCUAUUAUCAGAACAACGAGUCACUCUACAGUGAAACACUGAGACUUGGAGCAAAUGAUGGCUCUUCCCCUUCUAAGGCUGUUGGCAAUAGUGUAAAUGAUCGAUGCUUUCCAUUCUUAAUGGCUGAUGGAGAGAACUAUUGGGAUAGCUAUGGUUUGAAGCUCAAUAAAGGUGAAAACCAGUAAAACUGAAAGCCCAACAUAUGAUGUAUGCAAUGGGCGCCGACUAUUUUAAGAGGUAAGAGACUCUGACAACUUUUACACUCUUUUAGACAUGAGAGGGGAUUCUACAAUGUAUAAGCAUCUGAUUAUGAUAAUUUUAUAUGUAGGAAAUUGUGUUUAAUGUGAUUCUCUUAGCAAGUGCACAUUUAAGAUUAAUAUUUAACAAAGGGUUUAAAUAUCUUGAAAAGAGAGGUAAAAGAAAGGCAUAAUUAAUGUUGCUCCAAAUCA